Messenger RNA from Thecamonas trahens ATCC 50062, 810 nucleotides. RefSeq lists its product as uncharacterized. The transcript has 2 exons. The record is from RefSeq and is a predicted model, not a curated record. Bases 1 to 810 code for a protein of 269 amino acids. Lineage: Eukaryota; Apusomonadida; Apusomonadidae.
AUGGAAUGGGACCAGGUUCGGCUGUUCGACUCGACCCCAUGCCGCACACACGACCCGCUGUUCGACUUUGACUGUCCACAGUACGUUGAGCUCACCGGCUCGCCGCAGACAACGGCCUUCUUGUCCGGCGACACGGCGCUCGGCUCGCCAUCAACGCCCGAUAGCCGCCGUGGACGGCGCGGCUCGUCAGCCUCGCUACUUUCGCCUUCAUUAUCGCCCGAGUCGCGGGCGGCGGCCGAUGCUGCCCUCGCCGCCGACAACGCCGCCUGGUGGUCGGCGCCGCGCCCGUUCCACGAGCCGUCGCAGACGGCGGCACUGCGCCGCCGCGCCAUGGCCUCAUCGGUCUCGCUCAAGCGGGUAGGAGGCGCCGCCUAUUGCCGCGCAGCCAUCAACACGGCCAGUCCAGCGCCGCAGACGCCGCGCACCAAGCCGCGCCGCGGUGCUGGUGCAGAGAACAACCCCGGCACACCCAUCGCCACACCUGCCGGGAGCCCGUACACUACCCCGCGCCGCAAGACCGGCGCUGGCCGCUCGCUGCUGCGGACGCCGGCCUCGCGGGUCAAGGCUUCGCGGUCGACAGCCCGCAAGCCGCAGCGACCGACCACCAUCGCACUUCUUCGGGCGCGCGCAGCCAACACCCCGUCGCGCCGGGUCCGCUCCGGCCUCACGCCGCACAUCAGCCACACGCAUGCCAAGCCGUCUAUCCGGUUCAACUCGCUGAGGGCAGCCGAGGACGACGACGACGACGACGACGACAACGACAAUGCCCCUGCCGCCGAGCCCGUUGCCAAGGCGCUCAACUUUGCGUAG